Molecule: messenger RNA, 1263 nt
Organism: Phytomonas sp. EM1
Lineage: Eukaryota; Euglenozoa; Kinetoplastea; Trypanosomatida; Trypanosomatidae
Source: the annotation of a GenBank genome assembly
AUGCAGGUCGGUAGUGGCUUUAUGGUGCAGGGGUUCCGGCGAUUCGACCUUUUCCAAAAGUUCGAUCGAAAAUUCGAGGUCGAUGCCCGCCAGCGGACGAUCUUGGGUGGGCUUUUCUCCGUUAUAUCUCUAAUCAUCAUUUCGGUGCUCAUCGUUAGUGAAACGCGGUAUUUCCUGUCAUCCCGCACGACGCAGGAUAUGCUGGUGGAUUCCACGGUCGGGGGCGACAUGCCGAUCUCCCUGAACCUCACCUUCCACCGCAUCCCGUGCGAUUUCCUCGUGAUCAACUCGAUCGACGCGCUCGGCGUGCAUAUGGAUCACAUCACCGCGAAAGCGGUGAAAAGACGCGUGGAGCCCGAUACGACGCGGCCGAUUGGCGAGGCGGCGAGGAUCCCGAACGACGCCGCGUUUCAAAACCCCUCUCGAGAAGUUGGAAACCCCAAAUGCCCCUCCUGCCACGGUGCCGAGUUGUAUGAAGGACAUUGUUGUUUCACCUGCGAUGAUGUGCGUAACGCGUAUGAACAACGACGAUGGCGAUUCGACGUGAAGAAUCCGACGUUCGUGCAGUGCGUGGCGGAGCGCAUGCGGCUCGCCGCCGCGCUCUUGGCGAAAGAAGGCUGCAACAUCCGCGUAGAGCUCUCCGUUGCGAGGGUACCAGGGGUCCUCCAGUUCAUUCCUGGUGAACUUCACACCACCUUUCUCGGCCUCCCGAGGAUCGAUUUGGGGGAUGAGGGGUUUCAAACCCUCAACCUCAGCCACGCGAUUCACCACCUUGAGUUCGGUGAGUCUUUUCCCGGGCAAAUCAACCCCCUUACUGGGAUUGAACAGAUCCGAGGGCGGGAGACUGAUACCGGUGCGAAACGUUUCGUGAACGGUCGCUUUAGCUAUUUUGUAAAAGUCGUUCCCACCCGUUAUGAGGCGACCUCGUUGCUAUUUAGCACGAGCACCAUCACGGACUCCAGCCAGUACUCCGUUACCCACCACUUUACCCCUUCUUUGAAUUCGAAGGUCACCCAAAAAGAAGGGGAUUCGGCAAAACCGGAGGCCGCAGGUCGGGUGAUACCUGGGGUUUUCAUCUCGUACGAUUUAUCGCCGAUUAAAGUUCACAUCAUGCGCAGUCACCCGUACCCGUCUUUCGUGCAUUUUCUCCUGCAACUCUGUGCGGUGUGCGGGGGGGUCUUCACGGUGGCGGGCCUCAUCGACGCGAUGCUGUAUCAUAGUGUACGGAAGCUCAAAAAGCAGCGUGAAGGGAAGUUGAUGUAA